AUGCAGGUCCAGAUGCCUUCGCUUUUACGAACCAAGUCGCAGCGCCAGGCAUGCCGGAAGCAAAUCAACAGACAGUCAGCAUCAAUGCCACUCUUAGCCAUCUCCUACGAGGACGUUGCGGAAGCCCCUGGUACCAUGCUCAUGUCUCGAUCUGGAUCGCAUCGUCGCCCCGUCACAAGGCCAUCGACACGACAUCCUUCGACGCGCGCCAGUGCGCUUCUGUCAAUCGACCAGCAGUCGCAGGUACCCUCCCGGAUGGGCACGCCAGCGAGUGCACGACACGGCGACACAGAGAGCGUCUUUGAGCGCCGUCUCAAUGCCAUAUUUAUGCGCACAGCACGAAGCGCAGACAGCACCCGGCCAUCGACAGCAGCGGCCGUCAGCAGCGAGCGGCAUUACAACGGGGAAUGA
This is a messenger RNA of Alternaria viburni, 411 nucleotides long. RefSeq lists its product as uncharacterized. NCBI's taxonomy places the organism in Eukaryota, Fungi, Ascomycota, Dothideomycetes, Pleosporales, Pleosporaceae. The record is from RefSeq and is a predicted model, not a curated record. The coding region runs from base 1 to 411 and encodes 136 amino acids. The transcript is spliced from 2 exons.